This is a messenger RNA of Equus caballus (horse), 895 nucleotides long. Lineage: Eukaryota; Metazoa; Chordata; Mammalia; Perissodactyla; Equidae. The record is from RefSeq and is a predicted model, not a curated record.
AGCCCAGCCACCGGGAUGCGCCUCAGCCUCAGCCGUAGUCUUGGGGCCGCGCCGGCGAGCGACCGAGGAAGCUCCGCGACGCCCUGCGCGCCCACGGGCGUCCCAAACGAGAGACGCUCGACCGCGCGCGCCGGCUUCCCGCCCAGCCUCCAGCCUGUGGCGCGUGCGCCCCCUGGCGGCGCCGUCGGGCCACGUUUAGGACGACCAACGGCCGAGCGGGCGUUUCCUCAAAUGAGCAUGCGCAGGCCCCACCAGCCGAUCUUCUCCCGCCCACAGAGCCUUUCCAGCCAAUCAAAGGGCCCCAGAGCCGCCCACCCUUGGGGCUUGGGGGCGGGGCGUUUAAUCUUAGCCAAUGACAGAAGAUAUUCGUUCUUCCGCCACACUCGCGCGUUGAAAAGGGGGGUGGGGCUAGGAGGCGAUUUCCUUAGCAAGAUGGCGGCGAGCGGCCUCAGUCGGGCAGCCGCCGCGGCCGGCACCUCGGUGAAGCCCAUUUUCAGUCGGGACAUGAACGAGGCCAAGCGGAGGGUGCGCGAGCUCUACCGCGCCUGGUACCGGGAGGUGCCGAACACUGUGCAUUUGUUCCAGCUAGACAUCUCUGUGAAACAGGGACGGGAUAAAGUCCGAGAAAUGUUUAUGAAGAAUGCCCAUGUCAUGGACCCCAGGGUAGUUGAUCUUCUGGUCAUUAAGGGAAAGAUGGAACUGGAGGAAACGAUUAAAGUGUGGAAGCAGCGGACACAUAUUAUGCGGUUCUUCCAUGAAACAGAAGCGCCAAGGCCAAAGGACUUCCUGUCCAAGUUUUAUGUUGGCCAUGACCCGUGAAGUCACUCAAUGGAAAGGUGCAUGUUGAUAUUUAAAUACUUUAGAGCACAAAUAAACAAUAUAUGAUGGUCAUAUA